Molecule: messenger RNA, 11256 nt
Organism: Odontomachus brunneus
Lineage: Eukaryota; Metazoa; Arthropoda; Insecta; Hymenoptera; Formicidae
Product: protein split ends
Exons: 9
Coding region: 1222-7992 (2256 amino acids)
Biological process (GO): chromatin remodeling
Cellular component (GO): CERF complex
Molecular function (GO): protein binding
Source: RefSeq, a predicted model, not a curated record
CAAGCGAGCCACUCUGCAAACAGUCCGUGCUGGUCCGCACCCGUGUAAAGUGUAGUUGAAUAAGCGUAUCGUGCCAGAGGAAUCGUCGGGCGCGCAAGGUACGUGCCGAUCGUUCGCGUUGCACACGCCUUAACCGAGCGCGCGCCGAGAGCGACCGUCCGUUCGUCCGUCCUUCCCGAGCGUCGCUUCUCGCGCAAACUCGUCGUCGGAUCGCGCGUUGGCUCCGUUCGGCGCGGCCACGGUGGCGACGGCGACGGCGACGACGACGACGGCGGCGGCGGUGGCGGUGGCGGCGGCGGCGGCGACGACGACGACGACGGCGGCUGGUGGUUAUGUGUUUUGGAUUCGCCAGCCCGUGUGUCCCGAUUAGAAUGACCGCGAGUGCCGCGCGCAUCCAUCGCGAGCUACACGACGAUCGUGUCGCGGCCAGAUAAAUCGGUGAGACAGACGAGGCGCCGACGACGAGGACGACGACGACGAUAACGUCGACAUCGGAGACGUCGACCGGAAAGAGAGAGAGAGGAGAGAGAGAAAGAGAGAGAGAGAGAGAUCGGCCCGCCGAGAGCGGCUGGCGGUACAAAACGGAUGCGCGAAUGCGCCCUACGCCGCUAGCUGCGUUCACCGAUCCCUCCAGCGAAGCCCGGCCAGCUAGUUAUGCUCUGCGAGCUAUGCGAGCUCGCGCUCAUCGCACGCUCGCCCGCGCCUACUGGGACUACUACGGGUGUUAUGCACCGUUGAUGUGCAUCCCGGUGUUUUAAUAUAUACGGGCUCGGCAUUCACACGCGCACAUCAUACAUACAUACAUACAUUUAUACAUACAUACAUAUAUACAUACAUACACACACACACACACACAUACUGAUCCAUACACACGCAUACAUAUGUAAAAUAUCUAUACACAUAUAUAUAUAUACACAUAUAUAUAUAUGUACAUCGCCGGGCGGCGGAAGUGUUUUGCUCGAUUCUCCUCGUCGCGCGCGCACAGACUGCGCUACACUGCGCGCUAUACGAGCCUCCACAUCGCCACCUCUCUCUUUCUUUUUCGCCUGCCGCGGCGCCGGGUACGGCCUACCAAGGAAGCGCGAUUCGCGCUCGCCCGCGCGCUCCGUUUCGACUCGACUGAGCCCGAAGCCGACCCCCCGACGCCGAUCUUCGCCAAGCUCCACCGUGUCUGUCCCACCCUGACGUGAUUCGCCCGGUUCGCCCGCCACACGACGGGUUAUGUUUCCAACUUUCAUCGGGAUCCUAGACAUUCAAUCGUGGUGGGAGGUGCCAAGUAUAGCACACUUUUGCUCAUUAUUUAGAGCUGCCUUCAAUCUUCUGGAUUUUGAUAUCGAGGAUUUAGAAGAAGCUUUACUAACCGACGGAGGUACGGAGGGACGACUUCUUCAGGAGCUAAUAGUAAAAUUGUUGGAAGGCUGUUUGCCAAAUGACACUCGCAAUGACAUCUCUACCUUUAAUUAUCAGAUGUUUUUGCGUAGACUCUUUCGGAAGAAAUGUCAAGAAUACAAAUAUGAAAACCCUUUCAAUACAGACGUAGACUUUGAGUUGUUGCCUCUUCGUCAGAAAGUAGAGAUACUACGUGCUCUCUGUGACUUCAGGCUAGACGCCGAAGACGUAGAGCAGUCGUUAAGUAAUUUGGACUCGGAUAGCCUGCGAGUCGAACCUUUGGGACAUGAUCGUAAGAAUUCUGCCUACUGGUACUUCUACGGCACUCGACUGUACAGGGAGGAUUAUAUUGAUACUUCUAACAGUGCCUCAUACAAGCAGAAAAGCAAGCCACGGGACAAAAAGCGUAAAAGACGACGGAACAGAGUGGCGAAGGAGGAACAGGAAGAGGAGGAGAAGGAGGAAGUUAGUUUAAUAGACAGCGAGAACAAGGGACGAGAGAGCGUUUGGCAAGUUGUUUGUUUCACUCAACAAGACUGGAGCAGACUGGUUGAAAAAUUUCGUGACUCGGUAACGAUUGCUUCUGGUGAAUACGACACCGAGCGUAAACUUUAUCGUACAUUGUCCGAAGACUUCAUGCCGGAAAUACCAAAGUUGUUUGAUUUGAAAGAGAAACAGCAAAGGCGCAAACUAUUACAGCGUAACAGCUCACGAGUGCUCCGAAGCCAGGAACCUACCACACAGAUGGACGCAGUCAUGGUCAGGUCCAAGAUUAAGACUAAAACGACCAAAGGGACUAAAAAGGAGCCAGGCACGAAAGCUGUUUACGUUAAGGAAGAGACCUCGCCGCCGAUGCCAAAUCCGCCGAUUCAGAAGAAAGGACGGCAAACAAACAAUUCCCUAGCCUCAGCUGUUGGUCAGAUUGUUAUUCACACGCGGGACGAGGUACAGGACUUGGAGAAGAAGAAAGGCAUCGGUAAUCAUGGCGAUGGUAAUUAUGUGUCGUGCAAUUAUACGGGGUAUAGAUUUGGCUAUUCCUUCGGCAUCGAAGAGGAAGAACGCCGCGUUGGAAUGCACAAAGUACUCGAAAGUGUUAAAGAUCAUACGGACGCCUGGCCAUUUAUUGAUCCUGUUGAUGAAGAGUAUGCACCGAGGUGCGGAUUCUUACAAAUAUUCGAUUUUUGGUAUUAUAGUGUGGUACGAAGGCCUAUGGAUCUCAGUACUAUGGAGGAGAAAUUGGAAGGCGGCUCGUACAAGAGUUUAAGUCAGUUUAAACGCGAUUUCCGACUUAUUGUUGAUAAUUGUAGGCAGUACAAUGGUUCAGAUAAUGAAUAUACGGAAAUGGCGGUUAAUCUUAAAGAAGCUUUCGACAAGGCUGUGAAUCGUUAUUUGGAAUCAGAGACGUCCAGUGAUGAAGAUCCUGCAUCUCCUCGAUCGUUAGCUGGAACGCCAACAUCUCCAUCUUACCCGUCACGCCUUUUAUCUUCUUCGCAUCACAACGCACGCAAACGUUCGAAAAAGUCAACCAAAAAAUCUAAGUCAUAUAAACCCGAAAGUAGAGCCAAGUCUAAGAGUGAAAAGGUGGAUGAAGAUGAAAAGAGGAAUAAAAGUAUCAAGAUUACUAAAAAGAAAAGGGGAAAGAAGAAAGGUAAAAAGGUGAAAGAGGAAGAGCUGGAUGAGGAUGAAGAGGAACAGGAAGACCAAGAAAGUGAAGAUGCAAUAUCCGAAACCAGCAUUGCAACAUCAAAGAGAAGGAAAAAUGUUGAUGUAAACAAUUUACUUAAAACCAAAAAACUAUCCUCUAAAGAAGCAGAAGAAUUGAAAACUCCUAACAAAAAAACAAGCAAAGAACGACAUAAACCGAAAAAAGAUUCGGAAAUCGUACGAUCUGCGAAAGAAACAAAAGAGAAUAAGAAGCGAAAAGAAGAUUUCGAGGAAGAUUAUGAGCCUCUAGUAAUCGUGAAGAGUAAAAGUAGAAAAAUCGAAAGGAAGGAGCUUGAGGAAACCGGAAUAUUAGCGGACAAUGCCAAGAAAAACGCUAAAAAAAUCGAAGUGGAAGAAAGCGACACGGUUUUCAAGGAAGAUAAAAAGCAAUCUUCACACGUCAAAAUGAAAAAGAGUCGUAAGAAAGAGAAGGCGAGCUUAAAAACUGCAGCAAAAGCUGAUGAAAAGUCCGACAAGAGCCAUACGAAAGAGAAAGAGAAGAAAUCAAAACAGAAGAACGAAGAACUGAAAAACGGAGAGUUGAAAAGCCAGGCGGAUCCCAAAGAUGUAGAAUUAGAAAGUGCUUUAGAUUCAAAGCAUACUCACGCCUCCAAAAAACUCUCCGCAUUAAUUGGUAAUAAAGAUUUAGAGUCGCUUGAUAGUUUAAAGGAUAAGAUAAGUGAUAGGAGACGCGAGGAGAAGUUGAAAAACGAAAAAGAGAAGCAAAGGAAAGCGGUAAAAAACGACACUCAUGGUGUCUUUUCAAAAAAAGUGCCUUCAAAUGGUAGUACUUUUCAUGACAAUGACAAAGAUAGUGCAAAGCGAUCAAAGUCAAAGAAAGGUACGAAGGAAGAUAAGAACACGGUUAACGACGACACAAUUAAGAAUCAAGACUCGGAAAUUAAUGAAAAGAAAGUCGCUCAAACUAAACAUACCAAAGGACUAGGAGCAGAAGAGAAUUCUCUGAGUCAAGCGUUAAAUCAAGCGACGGAGAAGACGCUUCAUGACAUCAAUAAAUGGCUCGAUGACGCACCAAAACUGUCAGGAUUCUCUUCUGGCAGCGACUCUCCAAUGUCUCACACUCCAGUCGAAUCCAGUCGAUCGGGAACGAAAGCAGAGGCUGCGCGAAAGAGACCGAGUUCUAUUAAGAUAUUUGGGCCUCACGGACCAAGUCGACCGAAGAAGAUACAACGCACAAUGAACCGCUUGCAGCCGGGCAAGAGCAAAGGGAACUUGCUUCUGAAAAAACCACUCAAUAUACCCAACACUAACACCAACGACGCGGUCUACGCUACUAGCGAUAACGACCAGCCGAGCAAGGAUAACGACGAAGAGCCGAAGCUUAGCUUAGGUACCGUUCUGAAGAACGUGGAUUCCAUUCAAUUGAUCUGCAAAAGUCUGGUGCCAUCACCCAAUCCCAAUUUGUCGAACGACGAUGAGGAAGAGGACCACGCGCGCACACCGUCUCGGGCUUCUAGUAUCAAAGAAGAGAAAACAGUGAGUCUGAAAGGUGCUACGGGUGGCACGUCGAGUGCAGCGGACGAGAAGGAGUCUCGACCCAGCACGGAGGAGUCGCAGAAACCAAAGUCCGCCACGCCGAACUUGAGUGCCUGGUUCAAAGCUUUCGGAGCGCCAAAAUCAAAAAAGAAGGACGACGAGACGGAGGAGGCCACGGCGAAGAAGGAUGGCGACUUACAGGAGGUGUUCUGCGGCAGGCAGCGGCGGAUGAGUACCGGCGGCAGUAGUGUCAGUGAGUCGGUGUCCAGUUUUUCUCAGGAAUCGCCGCCGGCUUCGCGCGCGGUCCGUUCCCCUCAGAAUCAGCCAGUGGUGACCACGAACGAGCCGCCGAUAAGAGGCGCGGGUUUCUACCAGGACGCAUUGUCGACCGGCAGCAGUCCUUACAACAGCCCUUUUUACGCAACGCCUCCGAGAUACAGCGCGCAAUUGCCGCCCACGCCGUCGCCGCAAAAUCACCCCCUGUCUCCGGCUUACCCGUCGUCCGCCUCUUACGAGCAGCCACCACCCCCGUAUCCUCAGGUGCACGCCCAUCAGUCGCCACACCAGUCGCCGUAUCAAAAAUCCUCGCCACAAGAGAACGCCAGCGAGACAUAUCCGCAAAUGUCUCCGACAUUUCCGCAACGCUCGCCGCAGAGCAGCUUCCCUCCUCAGAACACGGUGCAGGGCGACUCCUAUACGCAGCAGUUGCCCAGCAACAAUCAAAAUCAAUCGCCCGUUUAUUCGCAGCACUCGCCGCAACCGAUUCAGCCGGUCUACCCUCAGCCGUCGCCCCAGACGCCGCCGUCGAAUUACUCGCAGCCUUCGCCGCAACAGCCACCUACGGCGAAGUACUCACAGCCAUCUCCUCAGCAGAACGCCGUCGCCAAUUAUUCUCAACCCUCCCCGCAGGCAGUUGCUAAUUACUCGCAAGCAUCUCCGCAACAGCAGCAUUCCCCUUACUCGCAGCCUUCCCCUCAAGCACCGCCGAAUUACUCGCAAGCGUCGCCACAACAGCAGCACUCGCCGUAUGCGCAGUCUUCUCCUCAGCAAUCCGCCGGCUACUCUCAACUUUCGCCGCAGCCGCCUGCGAAUUAUUCUCAACCUUCACCUCAACCGCCCAGCGUGUAUUCGCAGCCAUCUCCCCAACCGCCAGGCUUCUCUCAGCCAUCGCCGCAGGCGCACUCCGCCAACUACUCGCAGCCGUCGCCGCAGCCUCUGAACUCGUAUCCGCAGGCGUCCCCGCAGCCGCGGAACUACUCGCAGCCGUCGCCACAGCAGAUCCAGACCUUCGCCCAACACUCGCCGCAGACGCAGCCAGCUUACUCGCAAUCGUCGCCGCAGAACAGCCCGUACUCGCAGUCGUCGCCGCAAUCGUUGACCAAUUAUUCGCAGCCGUCUCCUCAGCAGCCGACUACGUACUCGCAUCCGCUGCACUCGCCGCAGACCCCGUCGAGCUACUCACAGCUCUCGCCACAGCAGACGCCAGCGGCGAACUAUUCGCAAUCCUCGCCUCAGCGUAAGUCGACCUGCCCGCCUGUGCAGACUCCGCAGCAAUCGCCGAGUUACCAGCAACCCUCCCCCCAACAACCGCCGAAUUACUCGCAGCUGCAGUCCUCGAAGAAUUCGGAAGAAUAUUCCGCGACUACGACAUCGCCGGCGCCGUCGAGCUAUCCCCAGGGCUUCAAGCAGAACCCCGCAUACGUUCAACAGUCACCGACGACGUCGUCAGUGAGCGAGCCCGAACACCAACGAACGGAAUAUCUCAAGUCCAACGUUAGCGAGAAGGCCGCGACGACGAGCGACCAGCAGAGGAACUUCCCCGUCCAGUCGGAAUCGUCGUUAAACCUGAACGCGAAUCAUCAGAUCUACCAGUCGCCGAGUCAGUAUCCGCCGACGUAUCCGAACAGUUACACCAACAUUGAGCUCCAGAGAUCUGCUUCGCGACACGGCUGUCCAGAACAGACGCAGCAGUCGACGACGGCGCAGGAGCGAGCCAGCUUCUCCGAGAUCAGCGACAGCCUGAACGCACAGAAAUACGCGCAGUCACGCGGUUUUCUCAGCAAGACGUCCGGCAGCGGGGAGCAACUGGUGGCGCAGGAUCAGACGCAGCUGUUAACAUUCCAACAGAACCUGACGGCACAUGAGUCGCUUUACCAGAGCGGCUUCCAGCCAUCCGGUUACCCGCUAGCGAACUCGAGAGCAGUGUAUCAUAGUCCUCAUUACUUCGACACGACCAGCAAGUCUACCAGCAGCGCCGGCACUACCAGUCCAGCGGCAGCCAGCGGUAACCUUCCACCUGUGAAGAAACGCGUGUAUAACGAGCCAUCGUCCGGCGAUUCCGGCAGCUCGCGCAGCCUGCCGCAGGAGAGUUCGACGCGCGCAACUCAGGAACAGUUUGGCUUCGAUCCGAUGAUGGCUUUGCCGCAACCGGACGCCGUCUCCGCCAGUCAAUUCGACGCCGCGUACGUCGGUAGCCUCGCCGACUCAGUAGCAUCCAAUCCGGCAUAUGCACGGUUGAGCCUCGGCUUGGUGGGUCGACCAGGCAAAGAGCAACAGCAGCUGCUGACGAUCCCGCGGCCACCUGCGACGAAACCGGAACAUCUGGCCUAUGGGCGUGGCUCUGCACCAGGGGCGGAGUUAGAUCUGAAUCUGUUGCAAAGUCUGCAGAGCGCAGCGGCGAAGAACAGCCCAGGCAUCUUGGCGAUGUCGCGUCGAGCAGGCGAGAGCGCUGCGCCCACCACCACGACGUCGUCUAAGCCGAAGAAGAGCAGAAAGAGCAAGCAGCAACAGCAGCAGCAACAAGAGCAACAGAACGCAGCCGCAACUACUGUGUCGGCGACGGCCACCGUGACGUCCACCGUCGGAGCUGACCAGCAGCCCGGCAUACCUGCCUUCCCGCAGUACGCGGCCGCGUCUGCCGACUCCAUCGGCUUGAAGAGCGCCGCUGCGGUGGUACCGGCUGCCGGCAGUGCCUUCAACUUUGCCGCGUCCACGAGUACGACCGGCAGCGCGCCGUUCUACGACAAGGACGCCACUGCCGCGGCGGCGUUCGCUUUUUUGGACGAGUUCCGAAAUCCUACCAGCUACUACAACAUGGCCCUACGACAGCAGCAGCAACAACAGCAGCAGCAACAGCAGCAGCAGUCGGUGCCGCCAGUGACGGACGCUUCCCAGUCGGCCUGCAACAAGCUCGCCAACCAGACGCCCAGGAACUACGCGCCGCAUCCGUUUCUUCAUUCGGCAGCCGCUGCUCAGAGGUCGGCGGCCUACGGCCCGCCGGUAUCCGCCUACGUACCGCACGGGCCCAACUUAGCCAUGGAUCCGACCGCUUAUCAACAGUACAUACAUUCUCUCUAUGCUCUUCAGCCGCCGCCGCAUCAUCACAGACCGUCCUGGCUUUAGCCAUAACUAGAAUCGCUGUGAGCUCUGCGUGACUCAGUCCAGACAGACUGAAAUAGUACUCUGUAGUAGGGCUGCCAAGUAUUCGGAUAUCUGACUAUUCGGAUAUCCAUGAUCGGUUUCGACUCGAAAACUCUGAAGCAUAUUAUUUGGAUCAAAAUUCAGACCAUAAGAAGAUUCGAAUCCAGAUUUGAAUCCAGGAUCAAAAUCCGGAUGUAGAAUCGAGAUCUAAAGCCGCGAAUAUUGAUUCAAAUUAAAUAAAAAAAAACUAGCAAACCAAUAAAUAAGAAUAUUGAUCUAAUUUAAUAAAAAAAUUAUACAUUCGAUGUAAUUAUUAUUUAAAUACAUAAACAGGCACUAUUUUCUCAUGUUAAGACCCAGUUCCACAAACUCCAGUUAACUGGCUGGUGGACUUGACCAAUCGCAUUUGAUAUUUAAGAAGAGUUAAUCAGAAUUAACCAAUCACUAUUGGGACUUAACUGGUAGUUAAAAUUAAACGGAUGUUGUGGAACUUGGCCUAAGUCAUCAAAUUAAAGUUAAAAGUAUCGGCUACAUCCCGCAAAGAAAGUUACUUUACAAUUUUUGUCAAAUUCGUGAUUUAUGUAUGCUCUUAUUUAAAAUAAGAGCAUACACUAACCAAAUUCACCAAUUUUACAAUAGCCGCAAAACAGUUUUCUUUGCUAAACAUAGCCAUUGAUUAUUUAUUGAUUGUUAAGUUUUCGAGAGGAAUCUGUGUCUGGUCGAUUCGCUUACAAGCUGAGAUCUGGAAUCGAUGUUUGAUCGACUGUUCGGGUUUCUUGAAAAAUCUGAAUUUUUUACAUUUAUUUACUAUCCGGAUAGUGUCAGAUUCGGAGAAACGUUGGAGCUCUACUCUUCAGGUUUCCUUCACAGUGGACCGUGAUAUAACGCGGCGGAGGUGUUGGAAGAAUAGGGGGAUAUGUAUGUGUGUGUGUGUGUGUGUAUGUGUGGUCCAGCUCUCACACGUCUAAUACCAAAUAAAAAAAUCGAAAGUCUCUUAACGAGCUCAUAUGAGAGAGAGGAAGAGACCGGACAGUGCGCCUUGGACAAUUUUGUUUUCUUUCGGAAGGGACAUCCUCCUCACAACUUGUCUUUUUUUCAUUUAUUGCUUCCCUUUUUGCGCAAUUGAUCGUCGUUAGACACGUAUCCACAACACUACGGAAUCAGAUGACGAUUUGUAGGUUUCUUUGUCCUCCUCCGCUCGACUUUCUUUUUACGAGGAAGCGACGAGAAUUUUGGCAUUUUUACACACUAAGGAGGGAGGAGGUCUUAGCUUCUGUCCGAUGAAAUCCAGAGAAAAAAAGAACACGUUAUAUGUAGCCAUAUGUAAAUAAAGCCUACUUUCGAUGUAGGAAUUUUUGAUAGUUUUCUAAAAUGAGACUAUAUUAGCCGGCAGGUUUUUGAUAGCUCUAAGGCGAGAUCGCUAGCGCCGAGAAUAAGUCGAUCGCACUUCUAUCAAAAGUUCCUCCGUGUUAGCGAGCGCGCGAUAGCGUUUCUUGUCGGUGUGUAUGUGUGUGUGUGUGAGUGUGUGUGUGUGUGCGCGCGCGCGUGUGUGUGUGUGUGUGUCGGGACGCAGAAGUAUGCAAUAUUCGAUUUGCCGUUUAUUAGUGACGGUCCCAAUAGCUACGCGCGGUUCGGGUCCAUGAUUCGCUGAUUGUCAUCUUAGCCGUCGGUUAUCACGUUGAUUUUGUCCUCCAUUGUUCUUUCAAUCCUUAGAAAUUAAUCGUCGACCAUUAGAGAUGUACGUAAAAAUUCUGCAGAAAUGAGAGAGGAUUUAUGUAUAAAUAUAUCGAACGCACUUUGUUGCUGUAGCGGCAUUCCGUACGAUAUUAGCGUUAUUCGUCGAUAAUUUCGAUUGUUAACACGUCACGCUGAUCGACUACCUUAAACUACAUCAAACAUCCGUGAUGCUUGCGACGUUAUUUUCCAGGUUAACGUCAACUGCGUAUUUAUCGUGAAACGUAGGGCUGCUACUUGACUCUUCGCGGUUGCGAUACCUUAAAAGUGAAAGCGCUUCUAGGAAUAUCUCGACUCUGCAAAGAGUCAAACGCGAGCGAGACGGUUGCCGGUUGAUAAUGUUCGCACAGCAAACUAAGAUGUUUAACCUUUAGAGGUCCGGAAAACCAAUAUUUUGGCGCACCAGAAUAACUUGUUCAAUUUUUUUUUUAUUAAAUAUUCAUUUUCUUAAUAUUAUUAGCAAUUUUUAAUAUUAAUUUUUGAUAUCCGCACUUUCAAAUAAAAAAAAUUAAAAUUACGUGAUAAAAGGGGUAGUUUUUGUAAUUUUAUAGGGGUUGUUUUCAGGUUUAUUGUAUUUUUGAUAUCAGAUUUGGAUUCUACGUCGAAAAAUACAUCAGAAACGCAUAUUUACACUUACAAAUUGAUGUGAAAGAAGUAUUUUUUUCGAAUUUGAAAUUUUAUAUACGGGCUGAUCCCUUCCGGACCGGAAAGCCAAUAUAUUGGCGCUAUCUAUGAUCGAUACUUAGUAUAUAGUCAAUCCAUGAUAUAAGAUACCUUUUUUACCACUUUAUUAAGGCGGAUAUGCCCUCUCAAAUCCCGGCCCUCUAAAGGUUAAUGAUGUGUCGAUGUGUGCUGUGCGAUCACUAUGCAGCUGAGUCGUAUCAAUGUCGAGUUAAUAAUGGAGAUCACGUCGAAUAUGGUUAACACGGUAAAGAAUAUCGCUACUGGUGUACGUUAUGUAGAUUACUUAGCGACGUAAGGAUAGCACAUAAGUUAGGCUUUCUUUGUAUAUAUAAAACACAUAUCUCGCAUAGACGAUGUGCUCGAUGUAAAGUGAGAUCAAGACGCAGGAUUAUGAAUGAUGAGUUAUGACUGGCAAGUGAUUGAGGAGGAGGCGUACUGGAGGAAAACGUAUGAAAAGAAAAGGCGCAUAAUAGUAAUAUACAUACAGAUCACACAAAUAUAUGUAUAUAUAUAUAUAUAUAUAUAUAUAUAUAUAUAUAUAUGUGUGUGUGCGUGUAUGUGUGUGAUACAUGCGCGAAACAAAGACGAAAUAUACUGUAACACGCCGCUAUCAUCAUACACAUUAACUCAUCUUUAUCGCUGAGACGAAUCUGAAGCAUUGACAGAAGAAGCAGUAUAUUGAAACUUAUAAAUAUAUACAUAUAUAUUGUAAAUGUAUAUUGUAAAUGUAUCGACAGAUUAAAACACAGUUUGUUACAAAAUCACGAGGUUUCAUUCCGUGAUCAUUUCGCCAGCUUUUGUCAGUCGUAUCCCAGUAAACACAAAGUA